GCGGCCACGUGCGGACCGCUGCCUUCCUGGUGGCCAGCGGCGCCCUGGUCGAUGCGCGCAGCCGCCAGGGCCACACGCCGCUGAUGAACGCUGCGUCCACCGGCCACGCCGCCAUUGUGCAGAGUCUGCUGGCCCACAGCGCCCAGCCCCUGGCCUACAACGCCUUUGCUGAGUGCGCAUACGACGUGGCCGCCAUAGCCCAGCACGCCCACGUCUGCUACUUGCUGGAAACCGCCGAGCGCCGCGUGUGGGCCGAGUUGACCAGCGAGCCGUACGAUCCCAUGCGCGUCCAUACCACCCAGCUUGGUCUGUCUGUUCGAGAACCAGCGAGCCACCGCGCGCCCACGCCGGUCCACCUGGCACUGCCAAUGGGCGCGCUGGCCCACCGCCUGUCGUUUUUUGCGCGCGCGCGCCAAGACUCGGCGCAGUCGUCGGGUGCUAACACUCCGGCGCCGUUCGCUGACGCCGAUUUCUCAGCGGCCAAUCUGAUCGCCGGCGAUCCGGCGCCCAUGACUGACUCCGAGAUGGUCCCGCGGCGCAUGCGCGACAUUCCGCUGCCGCAUGCCGACUCAGGCAUGGACUGGUUCUGGCUCAGUGACUGGGCGCCGUUCGUCGGGUGCCGCCCAGAAGUGGUGAGCGACGGCUCGGUCGCGCAGCACACCGACCGCAAUGGCUGGCAGUACAGCUGCCAUGGCUUCAACUCCCCCGAGACCGCCUGGGCGCCCUAUGCCCCAUCCGAUGCUGCCGACUGCGUGCGGCGCCGCCAGUGGGUAAGAGCCAUGAAGCGCCAGGUGCCGCUGGACGAUCCGACCGCCGUGAUCGCUGCCAACCCGGUGCUUGCCAAGAUCACCAGCGACGAGGCUGCGCGCGCCCUGGAGCCUGAUUACCUGGAAACUGCCCGGACCAUCCUCGAUGCCACGCGGGAAAUCUCCACCUCCGAUGCUGCUGUCGAGCACCGCCUGGAGCUCGAGCAGACCCGCAGCGCCGUGUCGGUGCUUCUGUCCAAUAUUUCCACCGACGAGAAUGACCAGCGCCGCCACGAGGCGCGCAGGCUAGGCCGAUGAUGCGCUCAGGCGCGCAGAGGUAUUGGCCACCGGCCUGCAGUCCGACACCCAGGACGAGCUGUGCCAGGCACUGAACGAAGGAGAGAACGCGCUGGGUAUUGUUGCUGAGCCUACCGAUAAUGUGGCUCCGCCGCCAUUGCCUCACCGCCCGCUGGCCGAGUCAGUGACUGAUCCACUUGAGGUCGAGCGCCAGAUGCAGGCGUACUUGGAGCAGGCUGAGAGAGAAUUCACGCCUGCAGUUGUGCCGCCCAGAGACGAGGUCGUC
Linderina pennispora is the source of this 1329-nucleotide messenger RNA. RefSeq lists its product as uncharacterized. The record is from RefSeq and is a predicted model, not a curated record. The transcript has a single exon. NCBI's taxonomy places the organism in Eukaryota, Fungi, Kickxellomycota, Kickxellomycetes, Kickxellales, Kickxellaceae. The coding region runs from base 84 to 1064 and encodes 326 amino acids.